Messenger RNA from Necator americanus (New World hookworm), 621 nucleotides. RefSeq lists its product as uncharacterized. Lineage: Eukaryota; Metazoa; Nematoda; Chromadorea; Rhabditida; Ancylostomatidae. Bases 1 to 621 code for a protein of 206 amino acids. The transcript is spliced from 5 exons. The record is from RefSeq and is a predicted model, not a curated record.
AUGACCUGUUUUGCCACUGGUUUUGACCACAUAUGUUGUAAGCGUUGGUUGGGAACACAGUACGCUAACAACACAAACACCACAUCGCAAAAGGUGUCGCGAAACGAAAAUGAUAAGGUUCUCGAGUGUCCGCAGAAUUCUAUCGGGUUGAUUGACCGCAAAGGACUGCCUGUAUUGUGUAACUCUACUAAGCGAUGUUCGAGGAAUGCGUUUUGCCACACUGUCGGAAGUCGUUCGAUAUGCUGUGAACGGUACGAGUUCGCUUCGAAUGCUCUUGAACAUUCGGUAACCCCUCCUCCUGCACUGAUUCUACCUUCAGUAACAAUUAUGGACCUUACUAGAUCGAACAAUUCCGAAAAUGCACUAAAAAUCGUGGAAUCGGCUACAAACUACAGAGCAGAAAAAGAUGAUAAAUCUGAGAGGUUGCCACCUCCAUCACUUGUCACCUGUGGAGCACCUGUGUUCCCGUUGUUGAUCGAUUUGCUCGAGCGGGCAUCAGUAGCACUUCCAUUUGUUACGAUCGCAUGCAGUGCGUUUGAUGUCGCAUGGUAUCCAGUCGCUUACUGCUCUGGUCCAACGAUUGUCGUUCACGCAAACGGAUCACGUUUCCGGCCAACCUAA